Aspergillus tanneri is the source of this 822-nucleotide messenger RNA. RefSeq lists its product as uncharacterized. The record is from RefSeq and is a predicted model, not a curated record. Bases 1 to 822 code for a protein of 273 amino acids. NCBI's taxonomy places the organism in Eukaryota, Fungi, Ascomycota, Eurotiomycetes, Eurotiales, Aspergillaceae. The transcript has 2 exons.
AUGGCACCGCAACUGUUCCCCAAGAAUCCCAGCGAGACUAUGGUAAUUCGAAAUGUCACGUCCGACGUACUCACCACGAGUCUCCCAUUUGCGCGAUUUGGGCAUCUAAAAUUUGGAGGCCGAGGGACACUAGUCAAGUUGGCAUCAGGCUCCAUUGCAGUGUUUUCCCCUGUCAGUCUCACGCCAGAGGUAAGGGCGGCGGUGAACUCUUUAGAAGGCAAUGUGAAGUACAUCGCAGCGCUGGAUCUCGAACACCACCUGCACCUCACUUCGUGGAAGAAGGCCUACCCCGAAGCUGAAAUAAUAGCCCCUGAAGGUCUCUGGGAGAAACGCCAGUCGAAUCCCGAAUUCAAGGAUACCGUGUUCCAACACGUGUUUUGCAAAGAGGACAGGGGCCGGCACAAAAUCUCCGAGGAGUUCGAUUCCGAGUUCGACACCGAAUACGUGUACGGCCAUCCGUCACGAGAGCUCGUGUUUUUCCAUAAGCGGUCGCGCACUCUCAUCGAGGCCGAUCUCCUGUUCAAUUUGCCGGCCCGGGAGCAGUAUUCUAAGUCGAACGAGAGCGCCACGGGGGGCUUAUUGACCCGGUUGAUUUGUCCCAUGUUGUCUACCACUCCGCCUGCCACCUGGCAGAAGAGAUUUGUCUGGUAUGUCCUUUCGACUGCAGAUCGACAGGCCUUCACGGAGUCAAUGCGUCGGAUUGACCGGUGGGAUUUCAAUCGGUUGAUUCCGUGUCAUGGGGAUGUAGUUGAAAGUGGCGGUAAGGCGGUGUUCCGGACGGUGAUGGAAUGGUUUUUGGAGAAUGACAAGAAAAGUACCUAA